GAUCGCGGCUACAGGGGGUUGCGGCGUGAGACGAUGGCGAUUCGAAGGCGCGGAAUAACAGCUGCUCUAGCCUCUCUCUAAGACAGCGCGUGGUGGCGCGUGACCGCGCGGCGAAUUGCUACUCCUGACAAUAGCGACCAUGGAGUGCGGCGCCGGGGUGACGUAUGCAGAGCAUGACAGCGGAAGCUCUAGGGGGCACAACAGCGGCAGCUCUAGGAUGCGCAGGGAUUGCUGCUUGAGGACUCACCUCCUCUCCUUCUUCUGUGCAGAGACGGCAGAUUCGGGUUCACACAGGUUUCGGCAGCAUCUUCCCUACCUCUGGUUCCCCUCUUAAUUUUUUCCACCAAGAGUUCAUAAUUCAUGCAUGGACAGAGCCAUCAUAUGAUUAUUAGUUACCUGGUUGCUUUGUAAUUGGUAGUUUCAAUUUAGAUGCAAUUCAGUUCGGUGUUUGAUAAUCUGGCCCUCAGCUGAUUUCUCGGCUUCAAAUACAGCUAAAUAUUUUGUUAUACUUUGGAGUAACAAUCUGCAAUAUGUUCUUACAUUUAAUCUUUAAAAUAUAUGUAUGUUUUUCUCUAUGUUGUCCUGGCUGUUGGGGAAUCAGUUACUUUGUGUUGAAUAAAUCAAGAAGAUGCACAAAAGAAAGUGCGCCCUCCUCUAUGUAUCUUAGACAUUUUCUAGAAAACACAUAUGAUUUUUAGCACCUUUAAUCUACAAAGUACAUGUAUCCUCUUCUCUCAUUAGUUCAGAUGUAUUAUGGAGAUAACAUCUUCCUCUAUGACCAUGUUUUGGUUUGAUACAUGCAAAUUGCAGACAGAGCCAUGUGUGUAGCGCCACGGGCACGUGGAACACAAAUGUGGCAUUCAGUUCGUGGACCACUGGCACGCGGACUCCAGAUUGUUGAUCCCAUCAUCCAUGUCAAUGUUGCCCUGCGGCAGGGCAUAGAUGGUUCAGCUUUAGGCCAGAGCUGCAAAGGCCUCUCUACUCCUGAAACUCCAAAGCAGGCUCAAGGUCCUGGUGAGACUUCAACUCUGCCGCCGCCCAUGGAUCUCACGCCACAAAGUACAUCAUCAUCAGCAUCCGCUAUCAAUGAGACUGGCUCCGAUGCCACUGAAGGAAUAAAGCGCAAGAAUAUUGGUGCUAGCCAGAACCCAACGUCGAAGAAGGGGUUGUAUUUCUCGGAUAAUGACUAGGUUACACAUGUUCGUGUGCUUAAUAUAUGAGUCGCAUGGGAUGUGAAGUGUAAGAUGCUACCGUUUCUGCUGUAUGCAAGCUGCUUUUUGGCUGGUGUGUGCAGCCAGGUAGCUUUGUUAUGGGCCCCGUUUUCUGUUGUUUAAGGCCCAUACAGUGUGUCGGCUACACUCAUUUUCACCAACUGGUAGCCAUUGCUCACAAGCGCUUCUUGCGAUGACCUGCAUUGGUCUACAGCCGCUGUGUUAGCAUAGUGACCGGAUAUGAGCACAAAUUACUCAAAAGGUGCGAUCUCUAAGAGGGGAGCACUUCUUAGUCGUAGUGGUACCAUGUGAUCUGUUUGCUUUUGGACACUGUGUGCCAAUGAUGUAUAUGCAUUUUUCAACU
Messenger RNA from Lolium rigidum, 1575 nucleotides. RefSeq lists its product as uncharacterized. Bases 798 to 1190 code for a protein of 130 amino acids. The transcript is spliced from 3 exons. The record is from RefSeq and is a predicted model, not a curated record. Lineage: Eukaryota; Viridiplantae; Streptophyta; Magnoliopsida; Poales; Poaceae.